This is a messenger RNA of Cottoperca gobio, 6131 nucleotides long. RefSeq names its product potassium voltage-gated channel subfamily A member 2. NCBI's taxonomy places the organism in Eukaryota, Metazoa, Chordata, Actinopteri, Perciformes, Bovichtidae. The coding region runs from base 424 to 1905 and encodes 493 amino acids. The record is from RefSeq and is a predicted model, not a curated record. The transcript has 2 exons. Gene Ontology annotation, biological process: potassium ion transmembrane transport; action potential; protein homooligomerization. Gene Ontology annotation, cellular component: dendrite; juxtaparanode region of axon; voltage-gated potassium channel complex. Gene Ontology annotation, molecular function: protein binding; delayed rectifier potassium channel activity.
UGGUUAUUAAGGGAAGCACCAGCACCUCCUUGAUCGCGUCCCUCCUCCCUUUUUGCCCAUCGCCAUCCCACAACAGCCGGAGGAAAGGAGUCGGGGAGGGGAAAGCGAGGACACACCCGCACAUACUGUACCCGGUGUACACGGCGAGGAUGCUGCAGACAACAUGAGGUGAAUAUCAUCGACUGCCCCAAAUUGGAUUUUUUUUUUACCCCCUCUAAAGACGGAAGAGCUGAUUGUCGCAGCUGGUUAUUCACCUUCCUGUUCACCAAAGUCCAGAUGUCUGCAGUCAGAUCCUAGGUGACAUCCUGUGGCCGUCAGGACUUUAUGGUGUCGAGCCCCCUCCCUCUCCUGGCCCCUGCCUGCAGUUCUCCAGGCUGCAGGACCCAGACUCACUGAAAAGUGCAGGCCUCCUCCCCCUGCAGAAUGACUGUUGCCACAGGCGACCCCUCUGACGAGGCGGCUACUCACCCGCAGGACUACGACCCGGAGGCCGACUAUGAGUGUUGUGAGAGGGUGGUCAUCAACAUCUCAGGGCUGCGCUUUGAGACUCAACUCAAAACCCUCUCCCAGUUCCCAGAGACUCUGCUGGGAGACCCCAAAAAGAGGAUGCGCUACUUUGACCCGCUGAGGAACGAGUACUUUUUCGACAGGAACAGAACCAGCUUUGACGCCAUAUUGUAUUAUUACCAAUCAGGGGGCCGGCUAAGAAGGCCGGUCAACGUCACCCUCGAUAUUUUCUCAGAAGAGAUUCGCUUCUACGAGCUGGGCGACGAGGCCAUCGAGCUGUUCAGAGAAGACGAGGGUUUCGUCAAGGAGGAGGAGCGGCCUCUCCCUGAUAAUGAGUUUCAGAGACAGGUGUGGCUGCUGUUCGAGUACCCAGAGAGCUCAGGUCCUGCUAGGAUUAUUGCCAUAAUCUCUGUCAUGGUCAUCCUGAUAUCUAUUGUCAGUUUCUGCUUGGAGACCCUCCCUAUUUUCCGCAACGAUGAUGAUGAUAUGCACAAGUCUGUAGUCUAUUACCCUGAGACCAACACCACAGUCAUCACCUAUACGUCCACCUACUUCACUGACCCGUUCUUUAUCCUGGAGACUCUCUGCAUUAUAUGGUUCUCCUUUGAGUUUCUAGUGCGCUUCUUCGCUUGCCCCAGCAAAGCAGGCUUUUUUGGUUAUAUAAUGAACAUAAUUGACAUUGUUGCCAUCAUCCCUUACUUCAUCACUCUUGGCACAGAGCUCGCAGAAAAGCCAGACGACGGUCAAGCAGGUCAGCAAGCCAUGUCUUUAGCCAUUCUCAGGGUCAUCCGCUUGGUACGAGUGUUCAGAAUUUUCAAGCUCUCACGUCACUCCAAGGGGCUUCAGAUUUUGGGUCAGACCCUGAAAGCCAGCAUGAGAGAGCUCGGCCUGCUCAUUUUCUUCCUCUUCAUAGGGGUCAUCCUCUUCUCGAGCGCUGUCUACUUUGCCGAAGCGGACGAGCCCGAGUCGCAGUUCGAAAGCAUCCCAGAUGCGUUCUGGUGGGCGGUGGUGUCCAUGACCACAGUCGGCUACGGUGAUAUGGUCCCAACUACGAUCGGUGGCAAGAUCGUGGGCUCCCUCUGCGCCAUUGCAGGUGUGCUGACCAUUGCCUUGCCCGUGCCUGUCAUCGUGUCCAACUUCAACUACUUCUACCACCGCGAGACUGAAGGUGAAGAACAGGCGCAGUACUUGCAGGUCAACGUGGCCAAAACGGAUUCAGCCGAGGAGCUGAAGAAGAGCCGGAGCGGCUCCACCGUCAGUAAGUCGGACUAUAUGGAGAUCCAGGAGGCUGUGAACAACAGCCACGAGGACAUUCAGGAGGAGAACCUUAAGACGGCCAACUGCACGCUGGCAAACACAAACUAUGUAAACAUCACCAAAAUGCUUACAGACGUGUAGUCGUCUGCUAUUUUCCUCCCUGUCACGGCGGGAAAUGUGGAGCUGAGCAACUGGACGGGACAGGUGUACAGCCUGUGUGCUGGAAGAAUCAAGGCAAUAGAAUUCAGGAUGUUGAUAAUGAUAGACAGUAAACAAAAAAAAUAUGACAAGACCAUCCGCUCACUCCUCGCUCAUCCUGACUUCACUUCUCACAACUUGCCCUUAAAACUCCUGAUGACUGUCAAAAUUUUUGCAUUUCUGCAUGGAGUUGGCUUUUAUUUGUGUGUGUGUGUGUGUGUGUGGCUGUUUUAAAAACAUUUUCCUGCCCACAACAGUAGUGCACAUAAAGAAAAGAUAAAGGGAGAAACACAGCAAGAACAAAAAGUAUUGCUUUCAAAAAGAAACAAAAGCAACACAAGCCCUGCUUUAGUCCCCCGUCCCUCAUUUCCCAAGGCACGCUGCUCUGCCAUGCGCUUUCUGAAGAGCCCUCCUUGCGCUCUACAUAUGCUGCUUCCUGGAGCCAAUGAAACAAAACUGUCUUACCAUUUAGAAAUAAGAGGAUGUGUAAGCAUAAAGCAAACUCACUCCAGCGCUGGAAUGGCCUGUGGGUGACUUGUGACGAGGUUGGUGGUUAAGUACACCGCGUUAUUUCAAGGAUGAAUGACAGCCAUCAGCACUUAGCUCAUGGUUCGACACCUUUUUUUCCCAGCAGACAUCAGUAUCUGAUGAAUGUCUGAGAAUGGCCUUGCCUUUUCACUGCUUUGGUCUUACAUGUACUGUAUGUAUUGCAAUGCAAGCUUCCUUCCCUUCCAUUCACCCAAAACUGGUCUUACUGCAGAGCUUUGAGGACAACUUGAAUGUUUCUUCUUGUUUUGUUUGUUUUUCACAGUUUCACACACACAGACACAAACACAGACACACAGUACUUAUUCAAAUAAAUAGAUAGGUUAACUGUGACUUAACUGAUAGCCGGUAGGUAGGUGCUGUUAGUAGUAAACAUAGACGGUAGAUAAUUGCAUGACAUUUUUAUCUGAAAGAGAAUUUCCACUUGUUUCUUGACUGCCACUUGCUUCAUCACACCACUGUAUAUUUGUCUGUACACUGCCUUCUAUACAAAUCCACUCUUUUAAAAGGAUGCCUGCAGGUAGCUGUUAAAAGAACCUAAAGCUGUAUGUUAGAGGAUUUCUUAAGGAAUAAUCAUAAGGCUAAAUCCUUACCAGGAUGUCCUCGUCGAUAUUAACAUUCCAUGUAGAAGUCAUUGCGUUAAACUUUCGCUAGAAAACAGCUGAGCUGUGAUUUCAGGCGUUAUCUCACACUCUAGUUUUGGACAUUAAUCCCAGUUGCAGAUGUGAUAGACUUGCAGUGCUGUCUUUUUCACAGUUUUGUCACAAGAUCACGUCCUCAUGAUCAAAAUAGCAACGUUUAAGGAUUCAUGUAUAGAAUAAUGCUUCCCCCCCCCCCCCCCCCCCCCCUAAACUGCCUUUUUAUCUGGGUUUACUCUAAUCUGCUAGUGUUGCAUGACCUCACAAACAUUCCUAGAAGCAUGCAUUUAAAAUCAAAGAAGAAGCCAGACAAAAAAAAAGUAUAAUAUAUUUAUUUCUUAUAUAUAUUUAUAUAUAACAAAUAUGUAUACAGACAAGACACAUACUAUACAGGACACAUAUACUUCUAGUGGAGAAUUAAAAAACUUUAAAUAGCAAUGUUUAAGAAAAAAGGAAGAGUCUUCCACAAUGCGCAGAUCAUUGCCAUGUUUUGUUUUUAAUGACAAUACUAAUUGUUUUGAGCACAGUGUUUUUCUGUUUCAGAGCCAAAGACACUCUCUUACUAGCCAUUUUAAAAAGCAUAUUCUUAGCUAGUGAGUUUUAGCUACGAAAACUUUGCUUCACUUAGUAUAAAAAGGUCUUCUGUGAACUAAGUGUUGAAAGGCAGGGUGUUGUUUGAAACGGUAUCAUCCCUAAGCUGAGCCUUGUAUCAGAAAGAUUUCCAUUGAUGUUAAAUUGGUAAGAAUUUAAAUGGAGUCUGGCUGUCCCCUGAGAUUUGAUGCCAGAAGCUCAAUCUGUCUUUAAAAGUUGGCAUUAGGAUGUGAAUUAGGUUCUGAUUCUAGGAUUGUGUCCAGCUGAGAUUCAUCCACUGUUCCCUCAACACUGCCAAGGUAACGGUUAAAGGCAGUAACGUCAAUAUGGGGAGUGAUCAUUAGCAGCAGUCUGUAGUAGAUAUUGGCUAACAUAGGGGUACUCUGACUUCACUCGAGUCUCUUGCCUUUCUUCAUCUCUUCACAGAUGUCUUCGGUAAUAAGAAAGGGGAUGGAUUAUUAGAAGAAGGUCCGUAGCAAGAAAUGUCCGCAUUAAAUCUGUCAUGCUCGGAUGUCCAUCUUUAUUCUUAGGGUUUCAUUCUGCUCACUACAGUCUUCAACUUGCAGUCGCAAAAUGUUUUAACACCAUCGCUGCCAAUAUGUGCUCAGGAUGCCUCGUCCAACUGCCUGACACGAGGCUUCUGAAGUUGUCUCUCUGUCCAGAUCUGUGUCUGCUUUCAUGCAUCUUGAGGGUUUUUAGAGAAGUUCAGUCAGUAAACUGGAGCCGUUCUAUGUGUUGCUUUCUCAAGAGUAGCAGUUAAAGGUGGAUUGAGAUGUUAGAAUGGUCUGUAACUCGAGGUACGACAAGAUUUUGUUUAGCAAUAUUCCCAUAAUCCUUUGGUGGAGGGGUCUGUGUGGAGAACAAAACAAAAGAAAGAAAGAAUGAACUUUAAUGGACCUCCACAGUCCAAUCAAGAUCUGAUUGAUCAUCAGUUGAGUAUUGUUGCGGGUGUGUUGUUGCACAGCUAUGUAGGAGUUGUCUGUGCGUGUGUGUGUGUGUGUGUGUGUGUGUGUGUGUGUGAGAGAGAGAAAGAGAGAGAGAGAGAAAGAGAGAGCCACAGAAUGUCAGUGUCUUAGCCUGGUUGUACAGCUGCAUUUAUGCAACAGACAUUUGCAUAUCUGUAUAUGUGAAGAAAAAAAAACACUCACAGUCUGACCAAAAAUAUUUGUCUAUGCAUGCAAAUGCAUUGUAUCUCAUUGUCUUCAUUCCAUUGUUUUGGAUAUAUAUAUAUAUCUAUAUAUAGAUAUAUAUCAUAAAAGUUACAGAUACAUGCAACAUUUAUCUGUAAUGUAUGAAAUUGGGCAUGUCACUGUACCUCAGACAUAUUCACUGUAGCAACUCAUACACUGGAGUUCACGUCGUAGUUGAACGUCGACAGUUAAUUCUGCUUAAAGCACAAAGACGAGUAGAAUCAUGUACCUGCAGAUUUCAUCUGUAAAAUAUUUUUUAUUCAGUGGAAACAAAGUCAACUAAAAAGAUGUUGUGUUGCUUUAUGGGGAGCACCACACCACAGUCAUCCCUGCUGAGGGACCCACCAGCAGAUCCGCUUCAUGAGAACGACGCCCAACAGUGAAUACACUGAGAAAUCUAUGCAGAGAACGAUUAUUAGCUGGUGGUUGAGAAGGUUUAAGAACGUUAUGUUUUAUUCCGACACCAAUUACAUGUUGGUCCUGAGAGCUGACUGCGCGUUGGAAACGAACCCUGCGAGCAGAAGAGACACACUUUGCAAUAUUCUGCUGCUGUACGUCAAACACUCGCACGUUGGCUGAAUGUGAAUAUGAGCUUUGUGAACUUGUUUGUUUUUGAACUGCGACGUCAGCUCUUUGAGACAAGGCUCCUACAUAAAAGAAACUCGUACAUAUGGGAAACAAGAUGAUCAAUAUGCAAUCUGUAUGCAUGUGUGUGUUUGAGGACGAACGCUUUCUUUUCGUUUGACCCGCCCUCCCCCCAAAGAGCCUGAUAGUGUGGCGUCCACUGAAACAAUAUGUGCAGUUGUCCACCCCCUCCCUCCCCCCCACCCCCCAUUCCCCCCCCCCCCCCCCCCCACAUCAUAGAGGCCUGAAAGCAUCCAUCAACGUUGGUACAGUGGAUAAUGGAUUUUCUUUCUAUGAAAUGAAAUGUGAGAGAAUAAUGUAAAUAACUAAUGGAUGACGGAGCAAAAACCAUGUACUAUAUACUGUAUGUGAAGUCUGGAUUUAAAACAUAGUAUUAUCUGCACUUUACAAGACAACAAGGACAAUCUAUGGACAAGAAAAACAUGUGAAAUUAAAAAUGCAUAUAAUCCUUCCAAAUGAUCAUAACCCUGACGAAGUAAUAUCAAUAAUGAAGCCAAUAAUAAUUCAACUGAAAUGUUGUGUUCAGUGUGUUUUAUUGUGUGUCACUUUUCUUUUGCUU